Ustilago hordei is the source of this 1527-nucleotide messenger RNA. Its product is annotated as putative carboxylic acid transport protein JEN1. Gene Ontology annotation, biological process: transmembrane transport; carboxylic acid transport. Gene Ontology annotation, molecular function: carboxylic acid transmembrane transporter activity. The record is from RefSeq and is a predicted model, not a curated record. Bases 1 to 1527 code for a protein of 508 amino acids. The transcript has a single exon. Lineage: Eukaryota; Fungi; Basidiomycota; Ustilaginomycetes; Ustilaginales; Ustilaginaceae. Gene Ontology annotation, cellular component: plasma membrane.
AUGGCUGAGCAGCAGAAGGGUGUUCUCGCCCAGGGCGUACAAAACUUCAAGGACAUCUUCCACUGGAAGGUUCGAUCCACCAUCAUCAAUGAGAAUGGUGAGGAGGAGGUUACCUGGGAAAAGCCAACACUUCCUCCUAACCCCUUCCGCCUCCUCGCCAUGCUUGGUGCCGCCGGUUGGGGUGCCUACCUAGUUGGUUUCAGCGCCUGGACUGCAGACGCCUUCGACUUCCACGCUCUCUCUAUUCAAACCACCAAGCUGGCCAAGCACUUUGAUGUCUCCAAGACCAAGAUUACCGAAGCCAUUACCUUGACCCUUCUCCUCCGAUCCGUUGGUGCCGCCGUCUUCGGUAUCUGUUCCGAUUACUUCGGUCGAAAAUACCCCCUUGUUCUCAACAUGUGGGCCCUUGGUGCCCUCCAGGUCGCUUCCAUCUACUGCCGCACCUUUAACGAGUUCCUUGCCGUUCGUGCUCUUUUCGGACUUUUCAUGGGUGGUGUGUUUGGGGCUGCAUCGUCCUUGGCCAUGGAGUCCAUACCUCCCGAGGCUCGUGGUCUCUUCUCCGGUUUCUUCCAGCAAGGUUAUUCGUUCGGAUACGUUCUGGCUGCCUGCGUCAAUCUCGGUAUUGGUGGUGCCACCAGUACCUGGUCCAUAAUGUUCUGGGUCGGAGCUGGCUUCUCCUUCGUCGUUGGCUUCCUCCGUCUCCUCUGGCCCGAGUCCAAGCAGUUCAUUGAGGCCCGCAAGGCCACCAAAGGUCAGGGCACCAAGAACUUCCGCAAGUCGUUCACCGCCAUGCUUUGCAAGGAGUGGAAGGUUUGCAUCUUCGCCAUCAUUAUCAUGUCCUGGUUCAACUGGUUCUCUCACUCUUCGCAAGACUCAUACACCACCUUCAUGCUUACCGGCAAACAGCUCAACAACGCUGCUGCUUCUAGGGCAUCGAUUUUGAUGAAGACCGGCGCAUGUGUUGGCGGUCCUAUCUGGGGCUACAUGUCUCAGUGGAUCGGCCGUCGACGUGCUAUGAUCAUCGCCUGCCUCAUCUGCUGCUGCAUCAUUCCUGCCUGGAUUCUUCCCAACUCCGAAAGCGGCCUCGAGGCUGGUGGAUUCCUUCUUCAGGCUUGCGUCCAAGGUGCUUGGGGUGUGGUUCCCAUCUACCUCUCCGAGAUCUCCCCUCCCGCCUUCCGUGCCGUUUUUGUUGGUCUUACCUACCAGCUCGGCAACGCCAUCUCCUCUCCUUCCACCCAGCUCAUCAACUACCUCUCGGAGAACAACUUCAUGCGCGCACCAAACGGAAAAAUGGUGGAGGCUUACGGCCCCGUCAUGGGCAUUGCUACCGCUAUCAUCGCCAUUGGCCUGGCCAUCACCGCCUCUGUUGGUCCCGAGAAGAAGGGUGCUCGCUUCGAGCGCGCUGCUGCUGCCACCGCGGGUGUCGAGCCCCAGCUUCCUGUCUACAACAAGGAGCAGGACUUCGACAACAACUCCGAGACCAAGUCGGUCGACCUCGUUCAGACCCAGAACGUCAUCUCCAAGUAA